Molecule: messenger RNA, 657 nt
Organism: Mesorhabditis belari
Lineage: Eukaryota; Metazoa; Nematoda; Chromadorea; Rhabditida; Rhabditidae
Source: the annotation of a GenBank genome assembly
AUGCAAACUCAAAACAAAAGUCACCAUUGCUCGAUUAACACAGUUUUAACGAUGUUGGCCGUGAUUCCAGAGAUUCGGCUUCACAUUGCAAAAAAUGUCAACCAAUCAAGCGCCUUCAAAGCCAUUUUUCAUGUCUUUUAUUUUUCGUAUUGGGAUAAUGAAUCUCAGCAGAAGUUUGUCCAUGAGGUGCAAUUGGACCCGCACGGGUUACACCGAUGGCAAAAAUACGGAUAUGAAGUGGUCGAGAUUUGGAAGCACAUUGCUGAAAGGUUGUGUUUGGAUCUAAUCUGCACGACAGUGUCAAAAAGUGAUUUGCACCAAUCUUGGACUUCUCUUUGUAAGGAAACUAAGCGCUUUCUGAUGGUAUUUGAAGCUUCCACAACUUGGUAUUUUUUUAAAUUUCUGAUGUUCAUAGUUUUAAACCCAAAUGGCUUUGUAAUACGAUGCGUUGGAAAUGUUGUGCAAACUCCACAUGGAAAACACGUCUAUCUGCUUCUUCACAACCAGACCACAACCACAAUAACUAUGAUCAAGAUUGAUGACUACAUAUUUCAAACGAUGGCUCCUUUGCCCGUGUACCGCCCUGCAUUAAUACUAUACGAGCGUAUAACUAUGGAUUCAUACGUGCGCCAGCCAUACUUUGAAAUGGCCAAGCAA